This is a messenger RNA of Thamnophis elegans (Western terrestrial garter snake), 2439 nucleotides long. RefSeq names its product solute carrier family 25 member 6 (gene SLC25A6). Gene Ontology annotation, biological process: mitochondrial ATP transmembrane transport; mitochondrial ADP transmembrane transport. Gene Ontology annotation, cellular component: mitochondrial inner membrane. The transcript has 4 exons. The coding region runs from base 116 to 1012 and encodes 298 amino acids. NCBI's taxonomy places the organism in Eukaryota, Metazoa, Chordata, Lepidosauria, Squamata, Natricidae. Gene Ontology annotation, molecular function: ATP:ADP antiporter activity. The record is from RefSeq and is a predicted model, not a curated record.
GCAGAAGCAGCCCUUCCUUUUCGGCGUCUGGCGCCGCGGCCGCAACGACAGAGGGCCCCGUUUCCCAGCCCCACCCUUCAGUACCACCCGGCAACUCCGAUCUACCACUGCAGCCAUGGCAGACCAAGCCAUCUCCUUCGCCAAAGACUUCCUGGCGGGCGGCGUGGCGGCGGCCAUCAGCAAAACGGCCGUGGCUCCCAUUGAGCGGGUCAAGCUCUUGCUUCAGGUGCAACAUGCAAGCAAGCAGAUUGCUGUUGAUCAACAGUACAAAGGAAUCAUUGAUUGUGUAGUCCGCAUUCCCAAAGAGCAAGGAAUGUUGUCCUUCUGGCGUGGAAAUUUAGCCAAUGUUAUUAGAUACUUCCCAACUCAGGCACUCAACUUUGCCUUCAAGGAUAAGUAUAAGCAAGUGUUUUUAGGAGGAGUAGACAAACACACACAGUUCUGGAGAUAUUUUGCUGGUAACCUGGCCUCUGGUGGUGCAGCUGGAGCUACCUCCCUCUGUUUUGUCUAUCCUUUGGAUUUUGCAAGAACCCGCCUGGCAGCUGAUGUUGGAAAAGCUGGUGCUGACAGAGAAUUUACAGGCCUGGGAAAUUGUCUCAUCAAAAUCUUCAAAUCUGAUGGCCUGCGUGGCUUAUAUCAAGGCUUCAAUGUCUCUGUUCAGGGCAUAAUCAUCUAUAGAGCUGCUUAUUUUGGAAUCUAUGAUACAGCAAAAGGUAUGUUGCCAGAUCCUAGGAACACUCAUAUUGUGGUAAGCUGGAUGAUUGCACAAUCAGUGACUGCAGUAGCUGGCGUGGUCUCCUAUCCCUUUGACACAGUGCGGCGUCGAAUGAUGAUGCAGUCUGGGCGUAAAGCAGCUGACAUUAUGUACUCUGGAACAAUUGACUGUUGGAAGAAGAUUGCAAGAGAUGAAGGUGGAAAGGCUUUCUUCAAAGGCGCAUUGUCUAAUGUUCUUCGAGGCAUGGGUGGUGCAUUUGUGCUUGUAUUGUAUGAUGAGUUCAAGAAAGUCAUUUAAACACAAUUUUAUUAGAAACGUAAGUUAAAUUGACAGAUCAUGUAGAAUAACUUGCCAUUAUGGACCACUGACUUAAAAAAAUUCCUACCCAGUCUUAUUUAUCGGGGCCAGAUCAUGUUUAAGUAGGACUAGAAACUGCCUCCAGUGAACUGAUCUACAUUAUACAGGCAUCAGAACAGUCAGUCCAGUUCAUUGGAUUUGUCUUGUAUUUGGUGUUGGUUAUAGUAGCUACAGUUCAGGGUCCAAGGAAGCUGAUCUGCUUUUGUCUGAAGAUCAGCUAAAAGUUUCAAGUCCUGUCUUAAAAGGACCAUAAAAUCAUGUUUUGGAAAAUGAAAAUAUUCACUUAGCCAAUCUUGUUUUCCACUUGUACUUAAGCACUAUGUACUGUUUUUGCACAGCUGAACAUCUAGCAUUUGUGUUCUCCAAUUUGGGGCAUUCUGUGAACAAUAAACAUAAUUAACUAUGUGUCGAAUUUAUGACUACUACAUCCUGAGUAUUUAGGGCCAGCCUCACCAUGCAGUAAGAUGUGGUUUACUGAUCUCGAGUAGCAUUUAUGCAUGUGCAUAUCCACCUGCAAAAAAAAAAGAACAAGUACAGCAAUACAUUUCAAAAUGCUGUCCCGUGGUAUGUGUUGGGGGAGAGUACUGUAGUUGGAUUCUUAGACAUAAUCACUAGAUUUAAAAGCUCUUUAAAUAAGAUAUGCUUGUAUAUGCCUUCAGAAGUUUUCAUCAUGCUUUUAUAAAAAUGGUAAAAUGGUUUGAAAUAGGAAGCCAUUGUGAAUACGGAGAAAACAUAGCUUGAAAAUAGUAAUUCAAUGGUUCAGCACUGCAUAUAGGGAUGAUAAUAAUUAUAGAUCACCUAAGAAUAAAUAGGAAGUAGAGCUAUGAGGAAAAUGUCAUGUACAUGCCAUGUAAAGUAGCAUAUGUAUAUGGCAUUAGAUGAAACAGUUGUAUAGUCUUUAAUUAUUUGAAGAAAGAUAUCGUACUCAUGUUCCCUCAUGGCAUUUGUAUGCUUUUACACUAUACUAUUGAAAAACAAGUUGCUAUUAGAAGUAUUGGUAUUGAAUAUUUAAAGUAUUGAAUAAAAAAUGUAAGUAUGACAUCACAGAAAAUUAGUAGAAUUUUCUACUAAUUUAGAUUAGUAGUUUUAAAGGAAGACGGUACAAUGAGAGAAUUUGACUUUCCAGCUCCAGAAUUUGCAAAAAAAAGGUGAACAGAGACAUUGCAUCAGAUGUGUAUUGUCUAGUAUCGUUUUGAAUGAAGGCCAAAUGUUCUUUAGUUUAUUGUAUAUAACCUAUAUACUUGUGGAUAAGCCCAUCUACGAAUAAGCCAAAUCCAAUAUUGAGGUGUGUUUUGGGACUCAAAAUAAUUACUGUAUACAAUACUUAAUUGGUAAUUAUCAGAAAAGUUAUAUAGCCAUUAAACUGU